AUGAAUAAUAGAACAUCAUUAGCAACAUUAAAACGACAAACUGCUUAUACACUAGAUGUUGACAUUCGAAAAGGAGAAAAAAUCACUGGUGCAUUUGGUAAAACAUUUUAUAGAGCAAAUUGGAUAAAUCAAGAAGAUUCUCCAAUUGUUUUACUUGAAAUGAAAGUAAAUAAAACAACCGACGAAGCUUUACUUUAUAUAUCACUUCAUCAUCCACAUAUUAUAAAAACUUAUGGUCUUGUGGAACCAAAUGGUCAUAUAAUAGGUUCAGAUUCAAUAUUACUUCUACAAGAAUAUGCUGAAGAUGGUGAUCUAGGUAUAUUAUUGAGUGAACGAUAUUUUAUUCCAUCACAAUAUGUUCUUCUCGAAAUCUUUAUUCAAAUAUCAAGUGCAAUGAUUUAUCUUUCUGAAAAUGGUAUUAUACAUGGUGAUUUAGCAUGCAGAAAUGCAUUAGUUUUUCAAUCACAUCCAUAUGAACUAAAACAAAAUCUAGUUAAAUUAAUUGAUUUUGGUUUAACACGAGAUGAUUCAAUACCAAAAGAUGUUAAAAUUCAUAUUCCAAUACGCUAUGUUGCUAAGGAAAUUUUACUUAGUCAAGGUCGAUCAAAUUAUUCACAAAAAUCUGACGUUUAUUCAUUUGGUGUUCUUAUGUGGGAAGCUUGUUCAUUCGGAGCAAUACCUUAUGUUGAUAUUAAUGAUGAUCAAGAAGUUUCUCAAAGAAAACUUCAAGAUAAAAAAUUAACACGACCGAAUAAAUGUGAUUCAAAUAUUUGGAAACUUAUGAAUAUAUGUUGGAAUGAUAAACCAUAUGAUAGACCUAAUUUUGACAUAAUUCAUACACAACUUAUGAAUAUUAAAAAUAUACAAUCAUCAUCAACAUCAUCACUUACAAAUUCAAUUUUAUCUUCAUCUCGAAUGAAUGAAAAGAAUCCAUGUUUAUUUGAAAUCGAAUAUGAAACAUGUAAUGAUUGUGGUUUACGAUAUACAGAUUAUGAUUCUCAUUUAAAUAAAUGCAAUACACAAAAAUUAACAUGUUUUCAAUGUGAUCAACAAUAUCAACGUGCAAUUUAUGAUGAUCAUAUGAAAACUUGUGCUCGACUAUCUAAAUCUAUAAUUAGUAGAAAACCAACAUUACAUAAUAAUUCUUAUAUAUCAAUGAAUGAAGAAAAUCUAUUGUUUUGUGAGUAUUGCCUUGUGCAAUACAGUAUUGAUGAGAUCAAUAAUCAUGAAAAUUGUUUUCGUGACAAACAACAAAAUCGUAAAAAUCGAUAUGAGAUUGAAAAUACUCGUCAUUCAAUUCCAUUUGAAAUCAGUAGUCAAUCAUCAUCCCAUCAAAAUAUCAAUCAGAACAAAAAACCGUUAGAUAUACAUGUCGUGUCAUCAGAUGAUAACAUAUCAUCCACAAAUGCAAGAAGAUUAAGUGUUCGAAACAAUAUACCAAAACCGACUACAACUCGAUUACCCUGUGAAAUAUGCAACCGACCGAUUGAUGAAUCAGAAUUUAAAACACAUCAAAAACAAUGUAUGGAAAAUGAUAGACGUCGCAUUGAAGAUAAAAGAAGAAAAAUCGAACAAUCAAAAUCAACUAUAGAAGUUGAAUGUACAUUUUGUAAUCAAAAGUAUUCAACAGAGGAAUUAGAUAAUCAUCAAAGCAAUUGUCGUUUAAAUCUAAUGAAUGUUUCUGAUACAUUGUCCAUUCAAUCAAGAGAGGAAUCGACUUCAAUUCCAAAUUUUCUGAAUACAUCUUCAUAUCACACUGAUUUUCAUUCAGAAAACACAACUAAUACGACACAACCGAAACCGGUUGAUAAUAAGACAACAACAUCAACAACUGCAAAUAAGAACAAACAAUUGUAA
Molecule: messenger RNA, 1857 nt
Organism: Rotaria sordida
Lineage: Eukaryota; Metazoa; Rotifera; Eurotatoria; Philodinida; Philodinidae
Source: the annotation of a GenBank genome assembly